Molecule: messenger RNA, 5875 nt
Organism: Toxotes jaculatrix (banded archerfish)
Lineage: Eukaryota; Metazoa; Chordata; Actinopteri; Toxotidae
Product: microtubule-associated serine/threonine-protein kinase 1-like
Exons: 29
Coding region: 1-5472 (1823 amino acids)
Biological process (GO): peptidyl-serine phosphorylation; intracellular signal transduction
Molecular function (GO): protein serine/threonine kinase activity; magnesium ion binding; ATP binding
Source: RefSeq, a predicted model, not a curated record
AUGUGUAGUAUCUCGGCCACCGGGACUGGCUGUUCCUCCAUUCAUGUGAGCACAGCCACUCAGCUGAGCGAGGAGGAGGAGGAGGAGGAGGAGGGGCGAGAGGGAAACCCAGGAAGGGGUUACAAAUAUCGCGUUGCUGCUGUCGCCCCGUCAAGCCUGCAGUCGCUCGGCUGGACAGCAUCAAAGCGCACAGACCUCUGGCAAAAUGUCAAGGAUGCUCCGAGAAGGAGCGCAGACCGCAGAGACAGCAGCAUGACUGGGACACAGGACACGGGUCUCCUGCUGGGUCAAAACACAGAAGGGUCAAGAGAUUGUUUUAGUGAGGGGAAAUCCCCGCCAGGAGCCCCCGCCGCUCUUCAUUACGCCAUGGAUGACUCGGGGAUAAUCCGGCGCCGGAGGCUGCAGGAUUUGCCACUGCCUCGCAAAAACAGCAGUUGUCGUACAAGCAACAGGAAAAGCCUGAUCCUGACCACAUCUCCCACGCUGCCUCGCCCACACUCCCCUUUGCCUCUCCCUGGACACCUCGGAAGCAGCCCUCUGGACAGCCCACGAAACUUCUCCCCCAGCAACCCGGCACACUUCUCCUUUGCCUCCUCCAGAAGAGCGGAUGGACGGCGAUGGUCUUUGGCAUCUUUGCCCUCUUCUGGAUAUGGCACCAACACUCCCAGCUCAACGUCCUCCAGCUCCUCGCAGGAGCGGCUGCACCAGCUGCCCUUCCAGCCAACCAUGGAUGAGCUCCACUUCUUAUCCAAGCACUUUGGCAGCACGGAGAGCAUCACAGAUGAUGAUGGGGGCCGCUGCUCUCCCCACAUGCGCCUGCGCUCCCGCAGCCUCAGCCCGGGACGCUCCUCCUCCUGCUAUGAUAACGAGAUAGUCAUGAUGAACCAUGUGUACAAAGAGCGUUUUCCGAAGGCCACAGCACAGAUGGAGGGGAAGCUGGCUGAGUUCAUCCAGGCUUUCUCUCCUGAAAAUGUUCUUCCACUCGCUGACGGAGUCCUCAGCUUCAUCCACCACCAGAUAGCUGAGCUGUCCAGAGACUGCCUGGCCAAAGCCCGCGAGGGCCUCAUCACUUCUGUCUACUUCUUUGAGCUGCAGCAGAAUCUGGAGAAGCUGUUUCACGAUGCCUUCGAGCGCUCAGAGAGCACCGAGGUAGCCUUCGUCACAGAGUUGGUGAAGAAGCUUCUCAUCAUCAUCUCGCGGCCUGCCAGGCUUCUGGAGUGUCUGGAGUUUAACCCUGAGGAGUUUUACCAUCUGCUGGAGGCGGCAGAGGACCACGCCAAGGAGGGUCAUCUGAUGAAAACGGACAUUCCUCGUUACAUCAUCAGUCAGCUGGGACUGACCAGAGACCCUAUCGAAGAGAUGGUAAACCUCGACAGCUACGACAGCGAGGGACCACUGACACCCGAAACAGAUGACUCGACAGAGGGGAAGAUGAGAGCAAUGAAACCACCAGGAGAAGCAGACUUCCAGACCAUCAAGCUGAUCAGUAAUGGAGCAUAUGGCGCCGUGUACCUGGUGCGUCACCUCGAGACGCGGCAGCGAUUUGCCAUGAAGAAGAUUAACAAGCAAAACCUGAUCCUGAGGAACCAAAUCCAGCAGGCCUUCGUGGAAAGAGACAUCCUCACCUUUGCAGAGAAUCCUUUUGUCGUCUCCAUGUUCUGCUCCUUCGAAACCCGUCGACACCUCUGCAUGGUCAUGGAGUACGUAGAAGGUGGAGAUUGUGCCACCCUGCUGAAGAACAUCGGGGCCCUGCCUGUGGAAAUGGCACGCAUGUACUUUGCAGAGACGGUCCUGGCUCUGGAGUACUUACACAACUAUGGCAUUGUACACCGUGACCUCAAGCCUGACAACCUCUUGAUUACCUCGAUGGGUCACAUCAAGCUGACAGACUUCGGCCUGUCUAAGAUGGGUCUGAUGAGUCUGACCACCAACUUAUAUGAAGGACACAUAGAGAAGGAUACGCGGGAGUUCCUGGAUAAACAGGUGUGUGGAACUCCAGAGUACAUUGCCCCUGAGGUUAUUCUUCGUCAAGGUUACGGGAAGCCAGUGGACUGGUGGGCUAUGGGCAUCAUCCUGUAUGAGUUCCUGGUGGGCUGUGUGCCUUUCUUUGGAGACACUCCAGAGGAGCUGUUCGGACAGGUCAUCUCAGAUGACAUAGUGUGGCCAGAUGGCGAUGAGGCCCUCCCUGUUGAUGCCCAGCACCUGAUCUCCUCCCUCCUGCAGACGAAUCCACUGGUUCGACUGGGCACAGGUGGUGCUUUUGAAGUGAAGCAGCACUCAUUCUUCACAGAGGUGGACUGGAACAGCCUGCUGAGACAGAAGGCAGAGUUCAUCCCUCACUUAGAGUCAGAGGAAGACACCAGUUAUUUUGACACCCGCUCUGAGCGCUACCAUCACGUGCAUUCAUAUGAUGAAGAUGACACCAACGACGAUGAGCCUGUGGAGAUUCAUCACUUCUCGUCCUGCUCCCCUCGCUUUAGCAAGGUGUACAGCAGUAUGGAGCACCUGUCCCAGCUGGAGCAUAAACCCCAUGCUGUGACUCUGAGAGAGCACAAGGUCCCCAGAGAGGAUCGAAUGGCCAAAAGAGAGAGCCUGGGAAGUGUCACCCUGAGGGACAAGAGCUGGAGGGCUGGAUCCCCUGAGAUGAAGCGCUUGUCCUGCUCUGAGUCCUCUUUCACUGAGAGUGACUCCAGCCCACCAUCCGGGACCCGGAGACGCUUCUCCGCCCUUAUGGAUACACACCGAUUGGCCUCCCCUCUGGAAGUCGACUCUGAGGUGCCCGUAUCCAGCAGGCAACCUCCAGUGAAGGCGAGGGGAACUUCCCUGGAAGGAGCAAUGGGCGCAGUCUCCUCUCAGGGUGAUCUGAGGUCAUACCUGAAAGACAGCAAUGGGCUCACAGCUGGAGAAAAGCUUUUGAGACCUGCUGAUGCAUCAUUGCCUCUACCAGGCAGUGCUACUGUUCUGGGGCUUCCAGACGCACAGGGGCCCCGCGGGGCCACCACGGACCUGGUGCUACGGAGAGUUCGCCACCAGCAGCUCUCAGCUGAGGGAGAAAAACGGACCUCACGACCAGGAACCAAAGUUAUCAAAUCUGCUUCUGCUACUGCUCUGUCUGUCAUCAUUCCUACAGUGGAACAACAUGGUGCUUCCCCUCUGGCGAGCCCCAUGUCUCCUCGCUCCCUCUCGUCCAACCCCUCCUCCCGUGACUCUUCUCCCAGCAGAGACUACUCUCCAAUGGUUAACGUCCUGCAUUCUCCCAUCACCAUCCAUCGCUCCGGGAAGAAGUAUGGCUUCACUCUCCGAGCCAUCAGAGUCUACAUGGGAGACAGUGAUGUUUACAGCGUACAUCACAUGGUCUGGCAUGUGGAGGAUGGAGGUCCCGCCCACGAGGCUGGACUUAGUGCUGGUGACCUCAUCACUCAUGUAAACGGGGAGUCGGUCCACGGUCUGGUCCAUACAGAGGUGGUGGAGCUCAUCCUGAAGAGUGGAAAUAAGGUGACCGUUACAACCACUCCCUUUGAGAACACCUCUAUAAAAGUGGGUCCUGCCCGCAAGUCCAGCUAUAAAUCCAAGAUGGCGCGACGCAGCAAGAGGACAGGGGCCAAGGAAGGACAGGAUAAGAAGCGCAGCUCCCUGUUCAGAAAAAUCACCAAGCAGUCCAACCUGCUCCACACCAGUCGAAGCCUCUCCUCUUUAAAUCGCUCGCUGUCAUCUGGAGACAGUCUCCCAGGCUCCCCCACCCACAGCCUCUCCGCCCGUUCGCCCACACAGAGUUACCGCUCCACUCUUGAAUCCCCUUACCUGGGCACCUCCUCCCAAAGCAGCUCUCCAGCAUCCAGCACCCCGAACUCCCCGGCAGCCUCUCACCACAUGAGGCCCAGCUCCCUGCACGGCCUGUCUCCCAAACUUCACCGCCAGUACCGCUCUGCUCGCUGCAAAUCUGCAGGCAACAUCCCUCUGUCCCCUCUGGCUCACACUCCCUCCCCGACCACCUCCUCUCCUCCGCCUCUCACCGGCCACACGGUAGGGAGCUCCAACACCACACAGAUAUUUCCCGCCAAGCUGCACUCCUCUCCUCCUGUCACCCGCCCUCGUCCCAAGAGCGCAGAGCCGCCCAGAUCCCCCCUGCUGCAGCGGGUGCAGUCGGCGGAGAAGCUAGGGGCACCGAUCCUGCCUUCCUCCUCUUCAUCGUCAUCGUCGCCCUCUCCUCUGACAGGUGGGGUGUCGUUACGCAAGCAUAGCCUGGAGGUGACGCAUGGGGACUACAGGAGAGAGUCUUUCCACUGUGAGCACAGCCUGCAAAGUCUGUUAGAGAUGGAGGGAGAGAAUGGACCUGCUCCCCCAUCUCCUUCAUCAUCUUCCUCCCCUUCUCCUCCCAUGGGAGGGGAGAUUGGAGGCCUGAAGCCUGCGAGGAGGCUGGGAAGGCAAGAAUCGCCGCUGAGCCGUGACACUCUGCUCACAGCAAGAGAGAAAGAUACCCAAACCACAGCGUCUGCGACCACCGCGUCACAAACUGAUAGCGUAGCUACUAAAGCUGAAUCCAAGACCAGUGUUGUUGAUUCAAGUAAAACAUUAUCCACUGCUGAGGUUCUAAAGAGCAGUGUAGGUACAGCUACAGUGGAGACCAAGUGUAGUCCAGCAUCGGUUUCAUCAGCUACAGAGACCAAGCCGAGCCCUGGGGACAAACCUCCAAAUGUAAGUGCUUCAAGUUCUGAGGCAACAAUCUCCAAGAGUAAACUCACAGAGAAAAUGUCAACUCCAGGAACAUCAAAGGGUGUCGGACAGCAAGAGAGUAAGCAGCAGAGCGCACAGACAGACAGCGGAGCUAAAACUAAAGCUCAGGAGAAGACUGAGGACAAAGUGAAAGGCCCUGCAAGUGCAGACAAAGGUAAUGUCCAGAAAGUGCCAUCUUCAGAGCAGUCAAAGCCACGAAAAGGUGCAGAGACAGGAGAGAAAGGAGGCAUCAGUGGCAGUGAUAAAUCAGCUGAGACGACCAAGGUUAAAGGUCCUGCACCCCCAGUCCCAUCCCAGGUUCAGACCCACACUACAGCUCAUGUGCCAGCUGCCACCAGAUCCAAAGCAGAGAAGGUAUCAAGCAGUUACCGUGGGGCCAAAGAGGAAAGGGCACACUUGGAAGUCCUGGAGGAGAAUCCCAUGUCGCCCUCCUCCAACGCAGCCUCUCCCUGCUCAAGCAAGUCUCGUCCCAUGUCUCCGGGGGAUAAAGCCAGCUUUGUCACCCAGCUCACAAGUGUUGCCAAAACAGUGCUGGGGCCAAUGAAAGGAGCAUCACAAGAGGGAGCCAAGGCAAAAGACACCUCCAAGUCGAGCGAGGAUAAGCGGGGAAACGCAGCCGGGAAAGCAGAGACUUCGUCUGGGGGCGGACGUCGGGGGGCUCAGACAGCAACCUCAGCCAGCGCUGGCACUGUCCAGUCUGAUAAGGAAACCAGUCGGAGCUCUAAGCAUCAUUCAUGAUACGAGAGCUUCAGAAAGAGUCAGACUCUCCCAUGUAAUGCCUUCUACUGUAGCAUCAUACUGACAUAUCAUGAAUUAACAUGACUUUGAAUGAAGGAGAGACGCUAAUGCCUGAAGAAAUAACACCAAAUAGAUGACAUGUGACAUGUAGACACAUAAGAUGUGAACAAAGAUGCAUCAGCUACUGUUGAAAAAAAAAAUGUGUGCACAUGGUAUCAUGAUGUAGUGUGUACUGUAUGUUCAUCACAAUGUGUUGUAUAUAGUUUAAAAACAAAAAAAGCAUAUGUCUUAAUGCAUGUCUAACAUUGUACAUGGAAAAUGAAAGAAUAUUUAAAAAGAAGGUGAAAAAUAUAAAGCAGACCUUAAGGUAGCGAACACUGUGAACAACAUUUCGACAAACCAC